Amoebophrya sp. A120 is the source of this 580-nucleotide messenger RNA. Lineage: Eukaryota; Dinophyceae; Syndiniales; Amoebophryaceae. The record is from the annotation of a GenBank genome assembly.
GCGCCUGAAGUGAAGCAGGUCGUGACCACGACCGACAGCUGGCGUCGCGUCCCGCUCGGAGUAAUCGACCACAAUUCCGUCGUGUCGGCGCAAACUAAAACAGAGACAGCUCCGGACGAGGCAGUUCUUCAUGUCGUGCAACCUGCUGCUCCUAAAACUUUAACGACGUCGCCAGAACUUUUGUUGCACCCGAAGAAAACCUCCAAUACGUCGAAUACCAGCGAAAGGAGGACCAGCAAAAUGAGCAGGAAAGAAGAUGUAGCUCCUGCGAGGACCUCCCGCCCUGCGAUGAAAACAGGAUCUUCCCAGGAACUCCGGCGAACGACCGUCGUUCCAAAUUUUUCCGCUUCUGAGAAUGAAGUGAAGCACCAAGGUCAUCUACAUCUUGUUCAAGAUAACUCGGCCACCUCGUCGCUGAGGCAGCCCUUCUUGAAAAACAGCAGAAAGUCGGACGGUUUGAAAAACAAAGAAAAUCUAAAUCAUGACAUCCUCGUUGAACAAGACCAAGACGACCAGAUCGAAUGUGUGUUGAACAACAACAAAAACCGCUGGGCAGCAUCGACAACGAAAACGUCCCCCC